CUUGCUUGCCUGCUCCGUCAUCUCUUCCCAAUCUAGCACAAUCUCACCAUGGUGGAAGCAUUUGUCGGAACCUGGAAGCUGGUGGACAGCAAGAAUUUCGAUGACUACAUGAAGGAACUCGGUGUGGGUUUUGCUACCAGGCAAGUGGCCAGCAUGACAAAGCCUACCACAAUCAUCGAGGUCAAUGGGGAAGUUAUUGUCAUAAAAACACAAAGCACCUUCAAAAGCACAGAGAUCAGCUUCAAGAUGGGAGAGGAAUUUGAUGAAACAACUGCAGAUGACCGGAAGGUCAAGACCACCGUGACACUGGAUGGAGGCAAGCUUAUCCAGGUGCAGAAGUGGGAUGGGAAAGAGUCAAAAAUUGUGCGGGAGCUAAUUGAUGGAAAACUCAUCUUGACACUCACCUACGGCAAAGUAGUUUGCACUCGCACUUACGAGAAAGAGGCAUGACUUGCCUACUCCUUUAUUGAUGCUCCUCUGCCAAGUGACUACAUUGGACUCAGCACCAGAUUGCCUCAAU
Messenger RNA from Suncus etruscus (white-toothed pygmy shrew), 520 nucleotides. It is a transcript of the gene FABP3, whose product is annotated as fatty acid binding protein 3. Gene Ontology annotation, molecular function: fatty acid binding. NCBI's taxonomy places the organism in Eukaryota, Metazoa, Chordata, Mammalia, Eulipotyphla, Soricidae. The coding region runs from base 49 to 450 and encodes 133 amino acids. Gene Ontology annotation, cellular component: nucleus; cytosol. Gene Ontology annotation, biological process: fatty acid transport. The record is from RefSeq and is a predicted model, not a curated record. The transcript has 4 exons.